GUCAUAAUAACGGAGAAAAUAAAGCGCCGAUUACAACAAGCAAUCAUAAACAACAAGUAACAAUUCAGGCAAAACCGAUAGAAAUGAAAGAUGCAGUGGGGUAUUUGGAACAAAUUAAAAAUGAAGAAUCCCCACAAACGUAUCACCAUUUUUUGGAAAUCAUGACAGAAUUUAAAUCUGAAAAGAUAAAUACCCCUCAAGUAUUGGAACGCGUUACAUUAUUAUUUAAAGGAAAACCAUGGCUAAUUCGUAAAUUUUUAAUGUUCUUACCACCAAGUCAUAUCCUUGAUUUAUCUCCAGAAAAUAAUCUUAAUUUAAUAUAUAUCACUUCACCUACUGGAAAUAAAAUUAUCAUUGAUACAGAUAAAGGUGUAGUGAAUUACAAAAAAGAAUAAAUUAUUAUAUUCAAUAAUAAAUAAUAAUAAUUAUUAAAAUAAACGCGCACCAUAACGAGCCAACAUGAUAAAACUGUAACAUAUCUUCUU
This is a messenger RNA of Cokeromyces recurvatus, 485 nucleotides long. RefSeq lists its product as uncharacterized. Gene Ontology annotation, molecular function: transcription corepressor activity. The coding region runs from base 84 to 395 and encodes 103 amino acids. Lineage: Eukaryota; Fungi; Mucoromycota; Mucoromycetes; Mucorales; Mucoraceae. The transcript is spliced from 2 exons. The record is from RefSeq and is a predicted model, not a curated record. Gene Ontology annotation, biological process: negative regulation of transcription by RNA polymerase II. Gene Ontology annotation, cellular component: histone deacetylase complex; chromatin.